This is a messenger RNA of Spea bombifrons (plains spadefoot toad), 2775 nucleotides long. RefSeq names its product actin filament associated protein 1 like 2 (gene AFAP1L2). Gene Ontology annotation, cellular component: cytosol. The record is from RefSeq and is a predicted model, not a curated record. NCBI's taxonomy places the organism in Eukaryota, Metazoa, Chordata, Amphibia, Anura, Pelobatidae. Gene Ontology annotation, molecular function: SH2 domain binding; SH3 domain binding. Bases 237 to 2684 code for a protein of 815 amino acids. The transcript is spliced from 19 exons. Gene Ontology annotation, biological process: positive regulation of epidermal growth factor receptor signaling pathway; inflammatory response; positive regulation of interleukin-8 production.
ACACUCACACACACACUCACUCACACACACACACACACAUUCUCACACACACACACAUUCUUACACUCACACACUCACAGGCAGACACAGAGAUUUGGGGAAGGCUCAGCUGGCUCUGGGAGAUACUGGGAAGCUGCUUUCUCAUCUACUGGGAUUUCUCUCUGUUCCAAUCUGGGAAGUGGAGGCGCAGGAGCUGCACCCAGCGGGUUAGAAACCCACAGACUGCUUCUGGGCAAAUGGAGAAAUAUAAAGCCCUGGAACGGCUGCUCACCGAGCUGGAAGAUUUCCUGAACGUUCUGGACAAAGAAAGCCUCAGCAGCUCCGCCGUCCUGAAGAAAUCCAUCUUAACCGAAAUCCUCCAGGUUUACAUGAAAAGUAACAGCGGGUGCGACGAGGAAUAUAUCUACAUGAAUAAGGUGGUUGUUUCAGACAAGAAAGACGAGCAAACAAAACCCGAAAGAGACGACGUCGUGGAUCAUCCCACCACAGAGACGCUGACCAAUGGGACGCCAGCGCACCACGGCGCCGCUCCACAGAAAAGCCUGCCGGACCUCCCGCCGCCAAAAACCGUUCCGGAAAAGUCCCCCGUUUGUCAGAAUAAAGCGGACUCGGCGGAGGGUUACUAUGAAGAGGCCGAGCCGUACGAUGCCUCCGUUAUGGAUGAUGGGGAGGCCGUCAGCAGCUCCUACGAAUCGUACGAUGAAGAGGAGAACAACAAGGGGAAGUCCGCAGCCCACCAACACCAGUGGCCGUCCACGGAGGCCUCCAUCGAGCUGAUGAAAGAUGCCCUCAUCUGCGCCUUCCUCUGGAGGAAGAAGUGGCUCGGCCAGUGGGCAAAACAACUGUGUGUUAUUAAGGACAGCAGAUUAAUGUGUUAUAAGAGUUCCAAGGACCACAAUCCCCAGCUGGACGUCGGUCUGAUCGGCUGCACCGUGACGCACAAAGAAAAGCAAGUCCGAAAGAAGGAGCACAAGCUGAAGAUCACGCCGGCCAACUCUGACGUCAUCGUGCUGGGGAUGCAGAGCAAGGAGCAAGCAGAGCAGUGGCUGAAGGUGAUACAGGAGAUUAGUGGCCUCCAGACCGACGUGGCCUCUGAAAGCUCUCCUCUCGCAUUGGAAAGUCAGCGGCAAAUGUUACACAAGGGAGAGCCGUCAGACAGAUAUUCCGGUGCAUCAGAAAGUGGGAGCAGCACUGACGGCCCCCCUGAGACCCCUGAAACCAAAGAAGUUAAAAAGAAAGGAGGCUCCGGCCUCAAACUCAGCAAUCUCAUGCACAUCGGAAGAAAGAAGUCGUCUUCCAUGGAAAGUCCUGAGAAGACCUUGGAGACGUCAAGUUACCUGAACGUGUUGGUUAACAGCCAGUGGAAGUCCAGAUAUUGCUGCAUCAAAGACGGGCAGCUGCAUUUUUACCAGGAUAAAAACAAGAGCAAGUCGGCGUGUCAGCCGGUGUCGCUGCCGGGAUGCGAUAUCAUCCCCUACCCGAGCUCUGAUCACCUGUACUCCUUCCGCAUUCUGCACGGCGGGGAGGCUCUGGUGACCCUGGAGGCCAAGUCAUCCGAGGACAUGGGCCACUGGCUGGGGCUCCUCUUGUUAGAGUCGGGGUCAAAGACGGACCCUGAAGAAUUUGAUUACGAUUACGUGGACGCCGACCGGGUUUCCUGCAUCGUCAGCGCGGCCAAGAACUCAUAUCUCUUCAUGCAGAGGAAAUAUUCAGAGCCCAACACUUAUAUCGACAACCCGCGCGGGGGCCGAGCUCAGCAGGACGACCUCUACGACGACGUUGACGUGUCAGACACGACGGAAGAAGACCCUAAAGUUGAUCCCCGGGGGGAAGCCGAUGAUGAGACGUACCUCGAAAUCCUCCCGGUCAAAUCUUUUGUGCACUGCUCCGGAGCGAAGGCUCUCUGCAAGUCUCCGACCAGUUCUCCCAGACCGGAGAGAGUUGGCGAUAAAAAGGACAAAGACGGGAAGGAUCAGCAGAACGCGGCACACGGAAAAUCCGAAAUACCCCAGCCUGACCCCAAGAUAACAAGCCAGGGAGUAGAAGAAAGUUCUCUGAAACCAGUCCCUGAUAUCCAAGUAACGGCCCCCGCUCCAGUAACGGCCCCCGCUCCAGUAACGGCCGGUCCUCUGGACAGCAGGGGCAAAGAAAAAACAGAGAAAGUCAAGAUAUCCGGCCCUGCCAUUGAAACCAAACUGGGUAAAAACCGCACGGAGGCCGAAGCGAAACGCUUCACAGAAGAGAAAGAAAGGCUGGAGAGAGAGAGAGAGGAGAUCCGGACGCGACUGGCGCAGCUGCGCAGAGAGAAACGGGAACUCAAGGAAUCCAUCGCCAACUGCAACGACAAGGAUCUCCUGGCCGGCCUGGAGGAGAAGCUGAGAAGCAGAGAGGAGGAAUGUAAGGAGAAGGAGAGCCGCCGCGUGGACCUGGAGCUCAGCAUCAUGGAGGUGAAGGAAAACCUGAAGAAAGCCGAAUCGGGGCCCGUGACGCUGGGGACGGCCGUGGACGCCACGCUCUUGGACAGCACCACAAACGCCAAGUGCAGCAGCCCCAUUCAUUUACCGGACUCGUCACCGGUAAAUGCCGCCACGGCGCUGAAAAACAGACCUCUCUCCAUCAUGACAACCGGAAAAGGCACAGUGCUGCAGAAGGCCAAGGAAUGGGAAAAGAAAGGGGCAAGUUAAGGAAGGUCACUGUUAUUAAUGAACUGAGAGACUCGAAUGUGACGUCGACCUGCUGGACCACGGCUCUGGGGGGCUUCAUUCAUCAAGAAGA